Leptopilina heterotoma is the source of this 1944-nucleotide messenger RNA. RefSeq lists its product as uncharacterized. The transcript is spliced from 10 exons. The record is from RefSeq and is a predicted model, not a curated record. The coding region runs from base 122 to 1900 and encodes 592 amino acids. Lineage: Eukaryota; Metazoa; Arthropoda; Insecta; Hymenoptera; Figitidae.
AACUUUUCAGUCGGUAUAAAUACUGUCCAAGUUUAGUCUGCGUCUGGUAGUUCUUAAACUUAAUUGUAAUUGAAAUAUUUUGUUAUUUUUAAAAGAAGAGUUAGCAAAAAAAAAUAUUACAAUGGAUCAAGCUUAUGAAUUUUUAAAACACUCAACUGGUAUUCAAUACCAAGUGAUUACAGCCUUAUUGAGAGAAUUUGAAAGAGACGUUAGCCAAAUGAAGGGCACAGUGAUGGACGUUGGUUGUGGUCCUGGAAAUAAUACGAAGAAUUUGAUUUUACCAAAAAUAUCAAAAGAUGCCGUUAUGGUCGGACUCGAUAUCUCGGAGAAAAUGGUCGAAUGUGCACGAAAAUUAAAUGCUGACGAAAAAGAACGCCUAAGUUUUGAACAAUUGGAUAUUGAAAUAAAGGAUUUGCCAGCCGAAUACAAGGAACGAUUUGAUCACGGUUUUUCCUUCUUUUGUUUUCAAUGGAUUCAAGAUUUAAGAAGUUGCUUUGGAAAUAUUUAUAAACUUCUGAAACCCGGAGGAACAUUCAUAAGUCAACAUAUUUUAUUAUUUAAUGUCUACAAUGGAUAUUUAACACUAGCUGAACGUGAUAAGUUCAAAGAAUACAUUAAGGAUGUUAAGAAAUUUAUAACUCCUCUUUAUUUUGUCGAAGAUCCACGAGAAACUUUUGUAAAAAUUUUAGAGGAUAUUGGUUUUCAAGUGUUACAUUGCAGCAUACGGGAAAAAGUAUCUGGCUAUAAAUGUCUAGCUGACAGAAAAGAACUCUUUGCUUCUGUCAAUCCUUUCGUUCCUCUUAUGCCGGAAGAUGUGAAGAAUGAAUACAUGGACGCUUUAAUCGAGGAAACUUUGAAGGAAGAAACUGUAAUGUUUAGAAAAAGUGAUGAUUCUUCGAAUGAGGAGAAAGUAUUUGAUCUCUAUAAAUUAAUUAUGUUACAUAUUAAAAAGCCAGAAAAUAAGUUCAGUCUGCGUCAAGUAGUUGAAUUUAUUUGUAAUCGAAAUAUUUUGUAUUUUUACAAAAGAAAAGUUAACAAAAAAAAUAUUAUAAUGGAUCAAGUUAAUGAAUAUUUAAAACACUCAAAUGGCAUUCAGUACCAUGUGAUUACAUCCUUAUUGAAUGAAUUUGAAAAUGAUGUUAGCCAAAUGAAGGGCACAGUGAUGGACAUUGGAUGUGGUCCUGGAAAUAGUACGAAGAAUUUAAUUUUACCAAAAGUGUCAAAAGAUGCGGUUAUAGUCGGACUCGAUAUCUCUGAGAAAAUGAUCGAAUGUGCACGAAUUCUAAAUGCUGACGAAAAAGAACGGUUAAAUUUUGAACAAUUUGAUAUUGAAGCAGAAGAUUUUCCAGUCGAAUACAAGGAACGAUUUGAUCACGGUUUUUCCUUCUUUUGCCUUCAUUGGAUUGCAGAUUUAAGACUUGCUUUUGAAAAUAUUUAUAAACUUUUAAAACCCGGAGGAACAUUCUUAAGUCAAACUAUUUUAGUGUUUAAUGGCUACAAUGGAUAUUUAAAACUAUCUGAAUCUGAAAAGUUUAAAGAAUACAUGAAGGAUGCUAGGAGAUUUGUAACUUCUCUUUAUUUCGACAAAGAUCCAAGAGCAGCUUUGAUAGAAAUUUUACAGGAUAUUGGUUUCCAAGUGUUACAUUGCAGCGUACGGGAAAAAAUAACAGGCUAUAAAUCACAACUUGACAGAAAAGAACUCUAUACUUCUAUUAAUCCUUUCGUACCUCGAAUGCCGGAAGAUGUGAAGAAUGAUUUCAUGGACAAAUUAAUGGAGGAAACUUUAAAGGAAGAAAAUGUAUUGUUUAGAAAAAAUGACGAUUCCUCCAAUGAGGAUAAAAUAUUUGAUCUCUAUAAAUUAAUUAUGUUUUAUAUUAAAAAGCCGGAAAAUGAGUUUUAAUUUUAUUAUAAUUUAAUUUUGCAAACGUCAAUCAAAAAUUUUUA